AUGAGCGGUUUCAAUCUCAGAAAGAGGGCUCGACGUGUCUGCUACUGUGAGCCAGAGGAGCCACCCUUCGAUGAGUUCAUUUACUGCUCUGAGUGCCGGGACUAUGUGUAUGAGUACUGUGCAAUACACGGCCCGUUGCUAGUUAUACCCGAUGACAAGGUGCCCGCCGAGACGGGGCUCCCCGCGUUCGUGCCGCGCGCCGCGCUCACCGUCCCAAGAAUCUUCCUGCAUCUUGCCUACUCGAACAUACCAGGGGCGGGGAUAGGCGUGUUCAGCACGCUGACGCUGCCCAGCGGCGUGCGCUUCGGGCCCUACCGCGGCCGCCGCCUCAAGGCCUCGCUCCACUCCGGCUACGAGUGGCAGGUGUACGACCGCAACAACAAGCCUUGCCACGUGGUGGACGCGAGCGACGGCGACCGCUCCAACUGGAUGCGCUACGUGAACUGCUCGCGGCGCUCCUCCGAGCAGAACCUGCUCGCCUUCCAGUACCAGGGCGAGCUCUACUACAGGACGGUGAAGAUCGUGCCGCGCUUCACGGAGCUGCUGGUGUUCUGCGGCAGCGAGUUCGCCGCCCGGCUCGGCGUCGACCUGCGCCGCUACACCAAGCCCUGCCACUGCAAACACUGUAAAGCUCAACUUGGUACCAAAAACGUACCAGAGAAAAUAAACAAAGAAGAAACGCGUAAUGAAAAGAAGAUAGAAACAGAAAUGAAGUAUGUUAGUUCAGGUCAAGCCAAACUUGUCACUGAAACAGAACCUGCAAAAACGAACAAACGUAAAACGCGCAAUGAAAAGAAGAAAGAAACAGAAAUUAAGGAUGUUAGUUCAGGCCAAGCUACACUUGUCACCAACAAAGAACUUCCGAAAACUAACAAACGUAAAAUGCGUAAUGACGAUAAGAACGAAACACAGGUAAAAGAGAGUGUCACAACAGGUAGUAAAGUCGAAACGCUACAGGAGCCUUCUUCGUCUCAAGCGGAAUCACCAAUAAACAUGGAUGUACAAGAGAUUCCGACUACAAGACCUGCUGCUGAUGGAUCUAACACAACGGUAUCGAAUGCGAAUAACUACAAAUGUGACCAGUGUGGCAAAACAUUCGAUGGAAAGUCACACUUAGAGAAACACCUACAUUCUCACAUUGCACUGACAAAGGCUAAAACCAGCAGAGGGAAGGAAUUCACGUGUAAUAAAUGCAGUAGCACAUUUGAUACUCGGCUGCUUCUACUGGAGCAUGCGAAGAGCCGGCAUGGCGUGGAGUACUUCACUUGCUCUGCAUGUGAGUAUGCAACUAGUAAGGAAGGAUAUCUACAGACACAUCUGAGGACUCAUACUGGCGUGCGGCCAUUCAAAUGUGAUCAAUGUAGCGCGGCCUUUACCCGAAGCGCUCACUUACAAAAACAUAAGAGAACACACACAGGUGAGAAACCGUUCAAGUGCGGUCAGUGUAGCGCAGCCUUUACCGAAAGCGGUGCUUUACAAAGGCACAAAAGAACACACACAGGUGAGAAACCGUUCAAGUGCGGUCAGUGUAGCGCGGCCUUUACCCGAAGCAGUAAUUUACAAGCUCACAAGAGAACACACACAGGUGAGAAACCGUUCAAGUGCGGUCAGUGUAGCGCAGCCUUUACCGAAAGCGGUCAUUUACAAAGGCACAAUAGAACACACACAGGUGAGAAACCGUUCAAGUGCGGUCAGUGUACUGCCGCCUUUAUCAAAAGCGGUAAUUUACAAAGUCACGAGAGAACGCAUACUGGCCAGAAACCCUUUGAGUGCAAUAUCUGUGACUACAGGGCUACUCAGUCAAGUAAUCUAAAGAGACAUCUAAUGGGCCGGCACUCGGGCCUAAAGCCGUACGGCUGCGAGUCGUGCACUUACAGGGGUGCUACUAGAGGUCAAUUAACACGGCAUAUGAAAACCCACCAGAAGCCAGCUUAG
Messenger RNA from Cydia amplana, 1935 nucleotides. RefSeq names its product histone-lysine N-methyltransferase PRDM9-like. Gene Ontology annotation, biological process: regulation of transcription by RNA polymerase II. Gene Ontology annotation, molecular function: DNA-binding transcription factor activity, RNA polymerase II-specific; RNA polymerase II cis-regulatory region sequence-specific DNA binding; protein binding. NCBI's taxonomy places the organism in Eukaryota, Metazoa, Arthropoda, Insecta, Lepidoptera, Tortricidae. Gene Ontology annotation, cellular component: nucleus. Bases 1 to 1935 code for a protein of 644 amino acids. The record is from RefSeq and is a predicted model, not a curated record. The transcript has 7 exons.